AUGAAGUCAAGGCAACGAAGUAGAAAUUAAGAAAAACAGUUCUCAUCAUUUCCAUUAACUUUGAUGAUGCUCCCUCAACUUGUACUGCCCAUCCAUUCUUGUCAACGUUGUUAUUGAAAAAAUUCCCCGUUGGUUUCCACAGAUGUAUGCUCGAAGUUUAAAGGAAAAGUAAACUUCACAGGAAAGACAGCAUUAUUUUUAGGAAAAGGGAUAUCCAGCGCAAAAUCUGAAAAACCCGUCAUUCUCACUUCCCUCUUUUAGAAAUAAAAGACUCUCCCUCAGUCUCGGUUUCUUACAAGCUAUCACAAUGGACACGGUAAUUUCCCUCCUUGGUUUAUUUUCCUUUUCAGUUCUUUCAACACUACCACAGCUCGUAGUACCUCAAGCUCCCCGUGUGACCUCGUUCAGAGCUAUAGUGGAGAUGGUGUCAGGGGAUUCAAGGAUCUUCUCUGGAGAGAGUGUGCGGCUGAAAUGCAGCAUCCCUGAUGUCCACAGGUCGUCCUGGGAUUACCUGUGGUUCAGAGGAUCUGAAAAACUCCCACAGCAUGAGGAGCACCUCGAUCUGUGGAAACCCAGGAUUAGAGAGAGUGGGAAAUUUUACUGCCAGGGUGUGAGGGAUACAGUGGUCGGAAACAUACACACCCUCCAAAGUCUGCCUUUGGAGAUCAAUGUGGAUGGAGGGUGGGCUAUCCUGCAAGUCCCACCUCAUCCCGGCCUCGUUGGAGACACCUUGAAGGUCACGUGUCGCAUCCGAGGCUCACUCCAACUUCACGAGGUGAUUCUGUACAAAGAUGGCGUUGAAGUUAUGAGACAAAAGGGCCUCGACACACAUUUCUACCUGACCAACUCGACCCUCGAGGACCAAGGAAUGUAUUCUUGUCGGGCUUCCUGGGACGCAGACAGGCGUACACGCUCUGUAAUUUCAGUUGACGCUUCAGUUCAGGUCUUAGAGGUUCUGUCGCAGCCACUUUUGGAGAUUGUUGCAGACAAUAACCUGAUUCCAGUAAAUAAGAUGAAGCUCAUCUGCCACCUCCAAUACAACGCCCGUGCUCCUGCGCCCCCAAUACACUUCUAUUUCUACAUGAAUAACAACCAACUGGGAACAGCAAUGUCUCAGAACCAUGUCCUGGUCAAACGGACUCCAGGCCAGUACAGCUGCAAGGCCAAGGUGCCUGAGUUGGGUAUCUCCAGGAGGAGUGAACCCAAACCCUUUGGGCAAGUGACAGGACCACAGACAAUGAUUCCUCCAACUCUUCAUCCCAGAGAUCCACGGCCUUUAGCUUUCCCAAGCUCAUCCCCAGACCUUUUCCUGUCUCCUUCUGCUGAGCCAACUGCAGCCCGUCCCUCCCCUCACCAAUCCACUGCAACUCCUACUUCUUUUCACCCUACUGGAGUGAGCAUCCAAUCCCCAUAUCCUACCCGGGAGCCUUCACAGUCGGCACCAAGCAAUUUGCUAUCUACAGUCCAGUCUUCCAAUCAAACUUGGGCUCCUUUAAAUAUAUCUAUGGGAUCCGGUGACGUUUCUGGAGAAUCAGGUGACAUUUCUGGAGAAUCAGGUGACAUUUCUGGAGAAUCAGGUGACAUUCCUUAGAACUCUCCAGAAACUGUCCUAUGGUGACACGUUAUCAUACAUAACAGACCAUUGCAGAAAUUAAUCAUACUAAAUCAGAGUAAUGAUGUGCAACUGCCACAUCUAUAGCUAUCUGAUAUCAAUCAUAUAUAUGGAGCCACUGGGCUCUCAGGCUUUUAAUAUGAUUCUUUGUGUAAUCUAUCAUUUAACAUAUUACAAAGUGUCAGCUUCAUGAUGUCAUCUGUAAACAACUAACUGGAUCAGUACUGUCGGGGAUUAAUAACUAAUGCCAUGUUGGUUAAAUAAAUAAAGCAUUCCACAUUA
This is a messenger RNA of Anarrhichthys ocellatus (wolf-eel), 1894 nucleotides long. RefSeq lists its product as uncharacterized. Bases 308 to 1591 code for a protein of 427 amino acids. Lineage: Eukaryota; Metazoa; Chordata; Actinopteri; Perciformes; Anarhichadidae. The transcript is spliced from 6 exons. Gene Ontology annotation, biological process: cell surface receptor signaling pathway; immune response. Gene Ontology annotation, molecular function: transmembrane signaling receptor activity. Gene Ontology annotation, cellular component: external side of plasma membrane. The record is from RefSeq and is a predicted model, not a curated record.